CUUCAUCCAAGCGCGUACAUGUAUAUAUCGUAACGCGGCCCCGCGGCUCGGACGUAUUCCUCUUGGCUUGGACCCAGCGCUCUUCCCGGCCGUCCUCGUGAGACUCGGAUCUUAAACAGAGAAAAUUACAUAGCUCAUAAUCCUGUGGGGCAUUGGAAGCCAACCAAAUGGCAUCUUCUACUACUGUGCCUGUAGGUUUUCACUAUGAAACAAAAUAUGUUGUCCUCAGCUAUUUGGGUCUCUUGUCACAAGAAAAGCCUCAGGAGCAGCUCUCUCUGCCAACUCAAGUGACUGAUCCAUCUGCGGCCUCACAAGCUUUAGAUAAGGAAGUCCUGGAGAAAGUUAAAGCAGAAAUUGAGGAGGAAUUGAAACGUCUUGAUGAAGAAAUUUUGGAAGCUUUUACCAGCACAGGCUUUGACUGCCACACAUCUCCAGUAUUCAGUCCUGCCAACCCAGAGACUUCAAUAGAAGAUUGCUUAGCUCAUCUGGGAGAGAAAGUAUUCCAAGAAUUGAAAGAACCUCUUCAAAAGGCAUUAGAGACCCUACUUAGCAAACCAGUAACUUACAAGGAAUACAAGGAGAGGACACAGGAAGCAUCAGCUCAUGCCAGUGGAUGGAGCAAGGUUUUAGUGCCUCUGGUGAUCCUUCAGCGAUUCCUGAUGGAACUGACAAGACAGGGCAAAGAACCACUUGGGGCACUGCUGAAUUUUGGAGUGACCUACCUAGAAGACUAUGUUGCAGACUAUAUCAUCCAGCAAGGUGGAUGGGGUACUGUUUUUAGUUUGGAUUCUGAAGAAGAGGAGUACCACGGAAUAAUUGCCGAAGAUAGCAAUGACAUCUACAUCCUAACUAGUGACAACUCAGGCCAGGUGAGCCCUCCUGAGUCACCCACAGUGACAACAUCUUGGCAGUCGGAAAGCUUGCCAGUUUCUUUGUCGGCUAGUCAGAGUUGGCAUACUGAGAGCUUACCUGUCUCGUUGGGGCCUGAGUCUUGGCAGCAAGUGGCUAUGGAUCCUGAAGAAGUGAAGAGUUUGGACAGCAAUGGAGGUGGGGAAGAAAGGAGUGAAAAUAACUCUUCAAACUCUGAUAUUGUUCAUGUUGAAAAGGAGGAGAUACCAGAGGGGGUUGAGGAAACAGUGGUGUCAGAAGUGGUCCUGCAGGCUGACCCUGCAAAGUCUGCUUCCCCAGAACCUCCAACUGCAUUGCUGGAGCCAGAAGCUGAAAUUGUGUCUCUUAAAAAGCCAGGCUCCUCUGCACCUUCACAUAAGGAACACCAGAAAGAGGGGAAAGAGGUGCUGCUGCCAGAACCUGAAGCUCCAGCCUUGAGUAAACCUGUCCAGCAAUUAACUCAGUCAGAAGAAAAAGCUACCCCCAAACCUGAAAGAAUACUGCCUCCAGAAGAAGAAAUAAAGACCAGAAAGGGAAGCUAUUCUGAAGAAAAGGAAGAGAAGACUCCUGCUGGAGAGGAGAAACCCAUCCUCUUACCAGAAGGCAAAUCAAUUCUACUAUAUGGUGGGGCAGCUGCAGUGGCCAUCCUAGCUGUGGCAGUAGGUGUAGCACUAGCACUGAGGAAGAAGUAGUGAAUGCCUCUCCUCAAGGAGGUAGCGCCUGAAUCUACACUUAGUUGCAUUGGCUGAGGGUUGUGGUGCCUGCUGUUAAUGGGAAAUUCAUGUAGCAAAAAGGGUGAUGGGGUAAAGGUACACUAUAAAGCUAAGCCUGGGGACAAUCAUGUUUUUAGUGGACUGGUAUCGGAUCUUCCUGUUUAACAUAUAGGGGUGUCAUUUUGAAAACCCCUGCACAUUUAAUAUGUAUGUAUAACUGAGAAAUGGGGAUGCUUAUACACUGGAAACCGGCACAGAACAUUCCAGGGGAAAAGGAAAGUUUGUUAUCCCUGGAAAUUUCCCUUCCAUAAGCUGCUCUUGCAGCUUCUUGGUUCCCCUUUAACCUCUUGAAUGAGAGGCUCAGUUUAGCAUGAGGUUGGUAGCUCUUUUGUCUCGGCUUCCUCAGGUAUUGCACAGCUCCUCUUGACCUCCCAGAUCUCUUUUAAACCCCAGUGGGUUAGUGCUUCUUCAAUACAGUGGUACCUCGGGUUAAGAACUUCUUUCUGGAGGUCUGUUCUUAACCUGAAACUGUUCUUAA
Molecule: messenger RNA, 2139 nt
Organism: Podarcis muralis (Common wall lizard)
Lineage: Eukaryota; Metazoa; Chordata; Lepidosauria; Squamata; Lacertidae
Gene: BCL2L13
Product: BCL2 like 13
Biological process (GO): regulation of apoptotic process; apoptotic process
Cellular component (GO): mitochondrion; membrane
Source: RefSeq, a predicted model, not a curated record